AUGACGGGGCGGAGCGUGAUCAACUUCGGACGCAUCGUCGCGAAGCGCGUGAAGAACAACCUGUUCGGGGGGAAGAACGUCAACACCGGGAACAUGAUCUCCGAGGACGGCGGGAACAAGUGCGCGACGACGCGCGCGCGUCCCGCGUCGACCCCGUCGCACGAUCCGAUCCUAAACCCCCCGUCCUCUCUCCGUCCUCUCUCCGUCCGUCGACGUCGUCUCGCUAGGGUUCCCUCUCGUCGUUCGCCUCGCCUCGCCGACCACGCUCCCUCCCUCCCUCCAUCCUUUCCCCUAAACCCCAGGACGCGACGGCGAUGGAAACCCAACGCGCAGCGCAAGCGCCUCUACAGCGAAGCUCUGGACGAGCUCGUCCGGGUGAACGUCACAACGUACGCGCUGCGCUGGAUCGACAAAGCCGGAGGACUGGACGCGUAUUUGCUCAACACGACGCCGCAAAAGCUGAUGAGCUACAAGGCGUUGGAGCUCCGGAAGCGCGUGCUGGACGCGAAGGGGAUCAAGGAGAGCGAGUGGAAGCGGCCGCCGGGGGGGUUGGGGGGGAUUCGACCGCCGCGGAGUCAGAGAGAGGCGGACGCGGCGGCGGCGGCGGCGGCGGACGCGAACGCGUAA
Micromonas pusilla CCMP1545 is the source of this 627-nucleotide messenger RNA. RefSeq lists its product as uncharacterized. NCBI's taxonomy places the organism in Eukaryota, Viridiplantae, Chlorophyta, Mamiellophyceae, Mamiellales, Mamiellaceae. Gene Ontology annotation, molecular function: structural constituent of ribosome. Bases 1 to 627 code for a protein of 208 amino acids. The record is from RefSeq and is a predicted model, not a curated record. The transcript has a single exon. Gene Ontology annotation, cellular component: mitochondrial large ribosomal subunit.